Messenger RNA from Knipowitschia caucasica, 480 nucleotides. The record is from the annotation of a GenBank genome assembly. Lineage: Eukaryota; Metazoa; Chordata; Actinopteri; Gobiiformes; Gobiidae.
AUGACAGUAGCAGUUCUUCCAAAAGGCCCCGGCUCCGCUCUCCCGAAGCCAAAGCGUGCUCGCCGCUUGGCUGCGUUGAUUGAAAUCAGCUCUCCGUGUCAGAGCCGUCAUAUCUGCCACAUAAAACAUGCGCACAUCAAUGGUGGCGGGAGCAGAUCCGUGCUGGGACGACCCGGAGAAGGUUACGUGCUCCUGGGGGGGAAUGGUGGAGAUCUUCAAGGACCUCUCUCCGUGACUCCAGACGAGAUCAAGUGUGUCUGUGUGGGGUUAUCACAGGUGGGAAAGCGGCGGGAGCAAUUAGCACGCUCGGUGGGCUUUUUGAUGCUGGGAAAGUCCUUGGCCCAUGUUUCUCGGUCCUUGGCGCACAGACUUCCCCUCAGCCUAAUGACUCCACCGCAGCAGGAGGACGCGGGGCGUGACGGACACAGCGCUCUACAUUCUGCACUUGACACCGGUUUGCAUGCUCCUAUCCUCCGCUAG